UAUAAAGAGUCAGGAUGUAGAUCGCAUCUGCUAACAACCUUGCCUCAUGGCAGGCGCCAGGUUGAUGGAACUUAAAAUCUUGUACUUUUGCUCCAAGGAAGGAGGCACGCUUACAAAUUAUACCAUAACCAUUCCUUAAAAACACUACAACAGUAGUUGCAUUAGUCAAAAAUAUCUUAGCUUCCUCUGCAACAGUGCGAAGAACAGAGCCAAUUUUCAGAUCAUCUCUUUUCCAGUCCAAUUUGCCUAAAUUUUUCACUUCAUUAACUUUCUCACAGAUUUCAGGCCACUUGUUCUUUAGCUUGACAUAAAGAGCUCUUCUUAGACCUUUAAUUUUCUCACCAGUAAGAGCAGCGAUAUAGUGAGAUACAUGUAUUUCAUAUGUGUCUCUUACACAUUAUCCACAAAAUUGGUAUUUACAAAAUAUCUGUAAGAAUUCGGACUGCUCCAUUGACUUCGCCUGUAUUGCUUGCAGUUGUAUCACAGCAUAAACCAAUGAUCUGUUCUUUACAUCCGUAAUAUUCUAAAAGAUUGUGCACUUGUUCUGUUUGGUCAACUCCCUUUGAAGUGGAACAUUGAACAACACCUAAAAGAUGGUCUUCCAUGGUAUCGUCAUCCGGGGAACUCACUGAGACUGCAAGUUGCUUGAUUUUUUGAAUUAUGUUAAGCCCAGUGGUAAUUUGUUCCAACAGUUUGGUAUCAAAAUGAAAAAUAAGCUGUCGGCCUUUAAGAUGAUUAGUUAUUGAAAUCCACUCCAAGUCUCCUUUAAGUUCUACAUAUUUGAACUUUUUUCUAUGAAGUCUGCUUCAUGAAAGCGGUAUAUCAUUAAUUUCUAUACCUCCAGCAUUAAAUACUUCACUUAAAAUUGCCAGAUGAGGUCGUACACCAACAUUGAACCUUGUUGCUGGAAUACCAGUACAUUCGAUGAGCUUUUUAACAUUCACUGCUAGAUUUAUCUCCAAAAUUGUACCUAGAAACAUCAAAAUGGGACAAAAUAAUACACAUCUAAAGAAACAUGAAAACAUUCUUUAUAGCCAAGAAUUUAAGUUAAAUUUUAGUGAAAGUGUUGGAGUAGAUUGGAAAACACUGGGUCGUAGAUUAAACAUUGAAGACAAUUAUUUAGAGAUGAUUGAUCAUGAUGAAUCCAAAACCCCUGAAAAAGCAUAUUCAAUGUUAACUACUUGGAUGCGAAUGAAUGAUAAUCCAUCACUUAAGGAGUUAAAAACAGCUUUAAGAAAAAUGAGGAGAAUGGAUCUAAUUAGAAAAAUUGAUAAAUUUACAAAAACUUUGAGUUCACCAGAAAGUUCUUCCAGAACUUCUUCUAAGAAAGAAACUUCGAGUUUACCAGAAAGUUCUACCAGAACUUCUUCUAAGAAAGAUAUAUCAGAGAUAUGCACAGCACUCAAAAGUUUCUAUCUUACAAAUUAUGGGAAAAUAAAUGAAGUUCAAGUACCACUAAAAUCACCUGCAAAUGUUGAUUUAAUGCAUAAAUUCGUUGAUCUAUGUAUUGUUGAUGCAGUCAAUGCUCAAACAGAUACUGUAUUAAGUGAACGAAAAGAAUUUCUUGAAAAGCAAUUGCGUUACACACCAAUUCCAUAUAGUGAAAUAUUUAUGAAAGAUAAAUCUGUAACAAUAAUAUCUGGAAUAGCUGGUAUUGGGAAAACAUGGUUGCUUAGAAAAUGUUUGCUUGAUUGGUCAAAUGGUCUAAUUUGGAAAAAUGUUAAACUUGUGUUUUAUUUGGAAUGCAGAAGGCUUAAUCAAUAUCAAAAUAUUUCUAAUAUUCAUGAAUUACUAAAUGUUUUCUACAAAGAUAUUAUAAAUGAUUUUGAUAUUAGUACUCAUUCUACGCUGUUUAUAAUUGAUGGAUUAGAUGAGUUUAAAUAUUUACAUGAACUAAUAAAUUGCAGUUCGAGUAGUAACUAUCCAAUUGUUAAUGUUUUAACAGAAAUUCAAAAAUAUAAAUAUGUAGUUGCUGGUAGAGUUUAUGCAAUUGAUCAGUAUCAAAGUAUAUCUACAGAGGAUUGUGAUAAGAUAAACAUUCAAAUUAUGGGAUUUAAUGAAGAUGGAAUAGAUAAUUAUAUAGAAAAUAAUGUUUUAAAGGAAAAAAAAGAUGUUGUGAAAGCAACUUUGAAGGAAUCUGCAAUUGCAAAAUCAAUGUCAUCUGUUCCAUUUUAUUUAUCUUUCAUGUGUAAAAUUAUUAGUAUUUCAAAAAAUUUAUACAAAAAUUAUUUUUUAACAAUGACAGACUUGUAUGCAAAUAUUUUUUUACACUUUUUGCAAAAACACAUUAUCAAAAACAAUGAAUCGGUUUCUCAAUUUAUGGAAAACAAUUUCAAUAAAAAAUAUGUUUUAAACAUUUGUAAAAUUGCGUAUCAAUUGUUUGUUGAAAAUAAAGUAAUUUUUUCCAAAGAAGACAUUCAAACUUUUAUCAUUGACUUCGAUAAAAAUGAAAAAACUUUUUUUGGAUUUAUUGAAAGGAUUGAAACAAGUCUAGGUGAAUAUAUUUAUCAAUUUGCGCAUUUGACAAUAAUGGAGUUUUGUGCAUCUAUAUAUGCAUAUAAUUGUUUAAGUAGUGAAGAGAUUAUGACCAAUGAAAAGUUAAUGAGUUGUUUAUCAAUGAUUUGUGGUUUAACCAAUAAAAAUAAAAAUAGUUCCUUAAAGUUUCUUGUUAACCUGAAUCCUUUAAAACAAACUUGUGAAGAUUCUUUAUUUUUGUUUUCUAUUUUUGAUCGUCUACUUAAAUUAUCUCGUCAAAGAAAUAAAGACUAUAAAGAUUAUUAUUAUUACGUUAAUUUAUUCAUUGAAUGUUUUUAUGAAAGUCAAUCAUCAUUAACUGAUGAAAUAAAAUUAAUCGUCGAUGAACGAGAGUGGAAGAUUUUGAUUCACAAUGGAAAAACUUCUUACGAAACUUCUUGUGAAAAUUAUUUCGUAAAUCAUUACAUUAAAUCUGGAAGAAAGUUAUCGGAGUUACAUUUUGUUCAUAAAAAUAUUUUAAGUGAUGAAGAAAAAAAUCUUAUAAUUCAAUGUUCAACAAAUGUUCGCGAUGUCGACUUUUAUUGUCCAAUUAAAAUAGAAGGAUGGAAACCGAAAGAUAAGAUUGAAGAGUUGUGGAUAAACAUCGAACUUUAUUUAAUAACCAAAAAAGAUUUUGAAGAAAUUUUUCUUCCGUGGAUUAAUCUUUGUGAAGGAUUAAGUCUUGAACUUCACGACGACAUCGAUUUCAUUGAAGAGAUUUGUGAAUGGAUUCGUUGUUUGAAUCUCAAGAGGUUGUUGAUCAUCUACCGUGGAGAAGAUUUUGAUAACCUCGAUGAAUUAAAAAACUUUAUAACACAGUAAAUAGUGAGAAAAAUUUAGAAUAAUUUUUACACAGUAAAAAUUAUUCUAAAAAGAUUUUUUAAUUUUUCAACAACUUCU
Messenger RNA from Hydra vulgaris (swiftwater hydra), 3414 nucleotides. RefSeq names its product NACHT, LRR and PYD domains-containing protein 5. The record is from RefSeq and is a predicted model, not a curated record. Lineage: Eukaryota; Metazoa; Cnidaria; Hydrozoa; Anthoathecata; Hydridae. Gene Ontology annotation, molecular function: protein binding. Gene Ontology annotation, cellular component: cytoplasm. Gene Ontology annotation, biological process: signal transduction.